AUGGCUACUCUCCUGAAAAUGAUGUGGAAUGGAUACAAUAUUGUGUUUGACGAACUAACAGAUCCACGGACUAAAUCGUGGUUCUUGGUGGCGAAACCUUACCAGGGCUUGUCCAUACUUGGCCUAUAUUUACUUUUUGUAUUGAAAAUCGGACCAAACUGGAUGAAGAAUAGACCGCCAUACAAUGUUGAUAAAUUGAUGAUCGUACACAAUUUGAUACAAGUUUUGGCGUGCAGUUACGUAUUUAUAGAGACAAUCGUGUAUGCGUGGGGCUGGAACUACAGAUGGUUCUGCGAGCCCAUAGACUUUACUGAUAACCCGCACGCAAUGAAGGUCGCAGGCUUCGUGUAUCACUAUUAUAUGCUGAAAUAUUUAGAUCUGAUUGAUACGAUAUUCUUCGUGUUAAGGAAAAAGGAAAAUCAAAUUUCAUUCCUUCAUGUUUACCAUCACACCGGUAUGGUUGCACUGAUAUGGGGAGCUUCUACUUAUUUGCCAGGCGGCCACGGUACACUGAUUGGCAUGAUCAACUCCUUCGUACACAUAGUUAUGUACAGCUACUAUUUAUUGACUGUCGCCGUGCCCAGCGUGAAGAACUCCUUGUGGUGGAAGAAACAUAUCACCCAGCUACAAAUUCUACAACUGACCUGGUGCUGCGUCCACAUGGCUGCCUUAGUCUUCAAGCCCGACUGUAGCUACCCCAGAUGGGUUGCCCUAGUAUUUCUCCCUAAUGAUCUGUUCAUGCUCACACUUUUCGUCGACUUUUAUAUAAAAACAUACAUCAAAAAGCCAAAAGCAAAGGUUGAACAAGCUGAAAUGAAAACUGGUGAGACAAAAAUGCAAACAUUCGAAGAUUCGAUAGCGCGACAACGGUCUGGACAAAGUGAGACGAAAUUAUGA
This is a messenger RNA of Zerene cesonia (dogface butterfly), 897 nucleotides long. RefSeq names its product elongation of very long chain fatty acids protein 7-like. The coding region runs from base 1 to 897 and encodes 298 amino acids. The record is from RefSeq and is a predicted model, not a curated record. Gene Ontology annotation, biological process: fatty acid elongation, polyunsaturated fatty acid; fatty acid elongation, monounsaturated fatty acid; fatty acid elongation, saturated fatty acid. Gene Ontology annotation, molecular function: fatty acid elongase activity. The transcript has 6 exons. NCBI's taxonomy places the organism in Eukaryota, Metazoa, Arthropoda, Insecta, Lepidoptera, Pieridae. Gene Ontology annotation, cellular component: endoplasmic reticulum membrane.